GUACCUCGAAGUUCCUUUCAGCGCCUUGCAACGCAUACACCGAGACAGACACAGACAUCGUUCGACACACGGUCAUGAUGGCGGAGCACAGCGGCGGCGGCGGCAACACGCGGCCCCCGUGCGCGGUGGUCUGCGUUGGGAUGGCGGGAUCCGGCAAGACGACCUUCAUGCAGCGCAUCAACGCGCAUCUUCACAACAGCAGCAGCAGUGGCGGCGGCAGCGAUGUCCGCGGACGAUCAGCGCCUCCCUACGUCGUAAACCUCGAUCCUGCAGUGCGACACUUGCCCUUUGACUCCAACAUCGACAUCCGCGACUCGGUCAACUACAAGGAAGUUAUGAAGCAGUACCGUCUGGGCCCCAAUGGCGGCAUCCUUACCAGUCUCAACCUGUUCAGCACCAAGAUCGACCAGGUCAUGUCCAUCCUGGAGAAGCGCUGUCUGCCUGCUGCUGCUGCUUCCACCACCUCCGUUCCUUCCACCACCCCUUUCCACAUCAUCGUCGACACGCCCGGCCAGAUCGAGGUCUUUGUGUGGUCCGCCUCGGGCAAUAUCCUGCUCUCUUCGCUGGCCUCGAGCUUUCCUACUGUCAUCGCUUACAUUAUCGAUACGCCGCGCUCCACCGAGAACACCAGCACUUUCAUGUCCAACAUGCUCUAUGCUAUCAGUAUCCUGUAUAAGACCAAACUGCCCAUGGUCCUCGUUUUCAACAAGACCGACGUCAAGUCUGAAGAGGGCGCUGUUGAGUGGAUGCGCGACUUUGAGGCGUUUCAGGCCGCUGUGCAGCGCGAGGAAGACGAUCAGCGCGAGGGCGGUGGCUACAUGGGUCCUUUGCUCAACAGCAUGAGCCUAGUGUUGGAGGAGUUCUACAACCAUCUGUCCGUCGUCGGCGUGUCCUCUAUGACGGGCGACGGCAUCGACGACUUUUUCCACGCCGUGGAGACGAAGCGACAGGAGUUUGAGACGGACUACAUGCCGGAGCUGGAAAGACGGCGGCAGGAAGCACAGGAGCAGAGGGGGCAAAUUCACGAGCAGGAAGUGAACAGGAUGAUGAACGACAUGAGUGUUUCCUCCAGAGCAAAGGGCACCGGCAAAUAUGCCAAGAAAGAGGAGCCGGAGACUGUCAGCGACAUGGAAGACAUGGAGGACGAGGACGAGGACGAUGCCGGUCGUGUCGAUCCCGACGAGGCAGAGGAAGAAGAAAUCAACAAGGCAUUCGAGGAAGGCGUCAAGGCUCGCUACGAAGCCGCUUUGCGAGGAAGCGACCCUGCUGGUGUCGCCAGUUCAGCUGAGUAUAUUCGACAAAGUCAACGAUGAGAUAUUUUUGCCAUACCGCUGGGGCACAGUGCGGAAGUGCAUCAAGCAUCGUGCUGGCGUGGUAGAAUUCUCAAAAGUGGGGGAAGAGGUGCAGGUUGGCAGCUGUGCUUAGGCGACUAGACUGGCCGGCCUUGAUCCGCUUCGUCACAAGAAAAGUCCCUUUUGCAUGCAGGCCGAGCGCAGAUAGCCUUGUGACUCGAGACGAGCACUGGCUACGGGCACUACGAGCUAUCGGACGACGAUGUUGUUCACAGUCUGCAAGUAACUGAAUUUGCUGAGAUGUGACUAGUCUCAAACAGUACGACCCAUGGAGUACUUGUCCGUGUGCUAUUCGUGAGGAAAAACAGUACAUGAAACCGGUAGAGACACAUAUUGAGGAGAGCUUGAAGUAUACCUGCCUUACCUCCUAGGUGGUAUGUCAGCUUCCAGCUCGAGUAAGGCAGCCAAUGCAGCUCAAUGUGAUAUAGCCCGAACUCGACAGAGAGAAAUCCGCUUUGACGAGACCCUGCCUUACCUUCUACGUCGGUACAUGUACCUACCUUAUGCAAU
This is a messenger RNA of Sphaerulina musiva SO2202, 1862 nucleotides long. Its product is annotated as ATP_bind_1-domain-containing protein. The transcript has a single exon. Gene Ontology annotation, molecular function: GTPase activity. The record is from RefSeq and is a predicted model, not a curated record. Lineage: Eukaryota; Fungi; Ascomycota; Dothideomycetes; Mycosphaerellales; Mycosphaerellaceae. The coding region runs from base 75 to 1313 and encodes 412 amino acids.